Trametes versicolor FP-101664 SS1 is the source of this 1197-nucleotide messenger RNA. RefSeq lists its product as uncharacterized. Bases 1 to 1128 code for a protein of 375 amino acids. The record is from RefSeq and is a predicted model, not a curated record. Gene Ontology annotation, cellular component: nucleus; precatalytic spliceosome. Gene Ontology annotation, molecular function: RNA binding; zinc ion binding. Lineage: Eukaryota; Fungi; Basidiomycota; Agaricomycetes; Polyporales; Polyporaceae. Gene Ontology annotation, biological process: mRNA splicing, via spliceosome. The transcript has 2 exons.
AUGUCUGAAUACUGGGUAGCACACAAGAAGUACUUCUGCAAGUAUUGCAACAUCUACAUCGCAGACGAUGCACCCUCGCGCCGGCAACACGAGACGGGCCUUCGGCAUAAGGGCAAUGUCGAACGAUUCGUUCGCGGGCUCUACAAAGCCGGAGAGAAGCGGAAACAUGACUUGGAGGAGGAAAAACGCGACAUGGCGCGCGUGGAAAAGGCAGCAGAAGCAGCAUACGCGCAAGAUGUGAGCGCAGGUCUGGUCAAGCCUGGGAGCAGCAACGCCGUCGCAGGACCGAGUUCCGCGGUUGCAGCCUCCAAACCCGUGGCUAGUAUGAAGCCAUCGAAUCCCUUCGCGAACUAUACCACAGCCGAGUCCCUGGGAUACACGGAUCCGGACGAGGAGCGACGUCUCGCCGAAGCCGCACUGAGACAGAAGGAAGGCGUCGCUGGAGAAUGGCAGUUCGUGGAGGUAGUGGAACCGCGCCCAGCGGCCGAAGAGUCUGGUGUGCCUAGCGGCGAUUACGCGAAACAGGAGCCAGGAGUGGAGGGACCGAGCACGGGCGAGAAACGGCCAGCAGAAGAGCCGGUGGACGAGGAGGACGCGAGAGGAUGGAAGCUACGGCGGAAGAAGAUCAACGUCGGCCUGGGCGAACUGUACGACCCCGGCGCACUCCCGAUCAAGCUCAAGGCGAAGAAGGAGGAGCCGGGAGAGGGUGGUCUUCCCCAGGGAGGUGGCUUCAGUGCGGUGGCGGGAGGCGGGCUGCCGCCGCUUGGUGGAACUGAGAAGCCAAAUUGGUCCGCUCGCGGCUGGAACAAACCUGGGGCUGCGCCACGAAGUACCGUCACUCCCGAACCCGCGGGCUCUUCCAGCGGACAGGGAAACCAGCCCGGAGAUGGAGAGACGCAGCCUGAGGUUAAGGCGAAGGACGGGCUACCUGAGAGCAAUGGCCAUCAGCCACAGUCCGACCCCGACACGUCCCUCCCUCUGAAGGCAGAAGUGGAUCAACUCCCUGUAAAGUCAGAACCCGCCGACGUGGAGGCGCCACCACCGGUACCAUCUGGAGGUUCUAUGUUCAAGAAGCGGAAAGCACCUGCGGGAGGGAGCAGGGGUGGGAGACGAAUUGAGGGUCGUUGAUUCGCGUAUUGUUCACGAUGGACAUAGGAAUCCCGUGUAUACUCUGACCUGUAAUUCUAUGCUAACUCG